CAUAGUAACUAUUUUGAACGUUUUUUCAUGUAUUUUGAUGUCAUUAUUUCGAUUUUCAAGUACUAUCGUAUUUUAUUUUAUAUAAUUGUUGUUGCUAAUAUACCUCUAUCAUGUCUAUAAGGAAUCCAAGGCUACCAUGUUUACCUGGUUAUGGAACAAAUCCUCUGCUAGGGAAGACGCGAUUCGGCGUCCGUCCAGUUUUCACCAGCAUCGACGGGAUAAACAUGCUGGUGGACAAGGCAGAGGAAGGCAACCGCGUCCCGUCGCUCUACUGCCGAAAGCAAGCGCCCGAUUUGCCCACUUGGCUCAUGUAUGAUAAAAACAUUCUGACAUUUCAAGCGUAUUUCCAACAAUCAUUACACGAAAUGAAAGUCGGGUCCAGUAUUCUACGAAAAGUUACUAUUUUGUUCUUCCUUGAAGAUGGCACUUUAAAGGUUGUGGAACCAAAGACUGAAAACAGUGGUUUAUCACAAGGAACCCUUAUUAGUCGUCAAAGGAUACGUCUUCCAUUUUCUUACGACUUGUAUUACGAUGUAUUGGAUUUAAAUGUUGGAUUAGAAGUAACGUUGUAUGGGAAAGUAUUUAAGAUCGUCAACUGUGAUAAUUUUACAAGAGUUUUUCUCAACCGACUUGGAAUUAAUGUACCUGAUCCUCUUCCGUAUCCUGAUGCCAUCGAGAUAGCGCCUGAUACAAGGAAACCGCCCAAACAUAGACCUUUUAAACAAUUUCUAGAUUUUGAUAGACAAGUUUUAAGAUUUUAUGGAUACUGGGAUGAUAGAGAUUCGGAGUUUGGAGUUCUGCACCUCAUGGAGAUCCACUACUUCCUGGCGGAUGACACUAUAGAGAUCAAAGAAGUGAUGCCGCCUAAUUCAGGGAUGGAGGCGGGGCCCAUGUUCUUGAAAAGGAUGCGGUUGCCAAAAAAAAUCCCGCCUCGCAUCGAGAUGACGGGCGGGCCGCGGCUCCCGGCGUACGGCCCGGCGGAUCUCAGCAUUGGUGCUGUGGUCAACGCAUUCGGCAGGAAUGUCGUCCUUACUGACUGUGAUCCGUACACCAAGGAAUACUAUCGAGCCACUUAUGGUUUAGAUGUAUUCACACCGCUCCCGAUCCCCGGGGACGAGAAGGAGUGCGUCAGCACCAGCACGGCGGACCGCCAGCUACCACCGUGGAACGGCUACGGCUCAUAUGAGGACUCCGCUCAGAAUUGCCGCACGGUCGAGCCCAAAGCCCCACAUGGAGACUUCAUGAAGUUCCUUCAUAAGGACAAAGUAGGGUACGACUCCCACGUGCUGCGGUUUGCGGCGCGCCUCAUUACGGACAACCCUGAGGACGCGCGCCGCUACUUCAUCAUCAAGUACUUCCUGUGCGAUGACACCUUGGGCGUGUUCGAGCUGAGCGAGCGCAACUCUGGUUUCCAGGGAGGCAAGUUCUUCAGGCGCACCAAAAUGUACCUCCCUGACGUGGACUUCUUCGUGCCGAAAGAGCCUCCCGCGUAUACGGACCAGGACAUGUGGGUCGGCAACGAGCUGGACAUCAACAAGCACAAGUUCCGGCUCGUCGCCGCUGAUGAGUAUGCGCUGCGCUAUCUUGAAGUCAAUCAGUAUCCAAUGGCAAAUAUUGCUUUGAUAAUGGAUAAAAUUCGCCGCACUUUAGCAAGUGUGGAAAACGGAUACAAGAACUUUGUAGCCAAAUAUAUGGACGCGGUGCUCCCCGACAAGAAAGAUCUCAUGUCAGUCAAAUGUUUUAAACAAGCGUUGAAGGAGAUUAUGUGUGAGAAGAUGACUGAGCACGAGUUUAUAACAAUAAUCCGACAUUUCCGUGGUGAUCCUGGCAUCGAGAAAAAUCCACGACGAGAAAUGAUAAGGUCGUUAGUAUUCACAGACCUGACGCGCGGCCUCUGGGAUGACCGCGACAGACUCCGCGAGGGUCUGAUGCACUCGGACGAGGUCGGCACCGGCGUGCUGUCGCCGCACCGGCUGCGCCAGCUGCUGAGGGCUCAUCGACUGCCGCUCAACGGCGAUCUGAUGGACUGCAUGCUGUCAGUAUUGAAAAAGGAUAAUAACUGCAAUAUCCUUUAUGAAGAUCUGAUGGAGUUCCUGGAUUUCAAGACGCGUCCUGUGUUUAAUCUCACGGAGGAGGACUAUCAGAAGGUGGUGCGACACGCUCCUCCAGUCAAGGAUACCGAGUGCAAAUUAUGGGCUGACAUGGACACACUGAUCCACGACGGCUACGUGAACUGGAGCGCGUUCCUCUGCCAGCUCAACUUGGACCACCUGGUCAAGGAGCCCGCCCCCAUUGCGCAGGCGUGAUAAACGGAUGAAAUGAUUGGUUUGUAUAGAUUUAUUUAUAUUUCGAGUGCAAUAUAUUUGGUAUUCUUGUAGCGGAUUUGUCAUUAAAUUAUGAUGUUAUUUA
Molecule: messenger RNA, 2409 nt
Organism: Plodia interpunctella (Indianmeal moth)
Lineage: Eukaryota; Metazoa; Arthropoda; Insecta; Lepidoptera; Pyralidae
Product: EF-hand domain-containing family member C2-like
Exons: 16
Coding region: 111-2306 (731 amino acids)
Biological process (GO): regulation of neuron projection development; cilium-dependent cell motility; mitotic cytokinesis
Cellular component (GO): mitotic spindle; microtubule; axoneme
Molecular function (GO): alpha-tubulin binding
Source: RefSeq, a predicted model, not a curated record